AUGCCAGCUCAGUCAGAUCUUGAAGCUCUUUAUGUCAAGGGAGCGCGAGUUUGGAUCCCCGAUGCCGAAACAGUCUGGCGCCCCUGCAAGCUCGCAGAAAAUCUUGAUCCAGAGUCCGAUCACGUGAAUGUCAUCUUCGAGCGCGAGGAUGACGCCGGCUCAGACAGCGAAGAUGAUGACGACGAGUACAAUGUGCAUAAGUUCAACCUCAAGAAAAAUGGGAAGCCGCAUUUGCGUAAUCCAGAUGUUUUAUUGGCAGAGAAUGAUUUGACGGCGCUGUCAUUUCUUCAUGAACCGGCUGUGUUAAACUCUUUGAAGGAACGGUUUGUUCAUCGUGAACAAGUGUAUACCUACUGUGGAAUUGUCCUGGUCGCCAUCAACCCCUACCAAGCAUGUCCCAUCUACGACAAUGAUUUCAUCGAGCUCUAUUCAACCCGGGACAACGCAGAACUCGACCCGCACAUCUAUUCAAUCGCCAAUUCGGCCUUUACAAAUAUGACUCGCUUCGGGAAGAAUCAAUCCAUCAUCGUCACUGGCGAAUCGGGCGCAGGAAAAACCGUGUCUGCAAAGUUCUCCAUGAAGUUUUUCGCACAACUUGUGGCUGCUGCUCAAACUGAUCCACAGAUCGUCAGAUUUCCGCCUGACAUUGAAAGAGAGCUCGCCUCCCUCCAUUUGAAAGAAGUGACCGACUUCACCUACCUCACUGCUGGAGAAUGCCUAGAAGUAGACAACGUUGACGAUGCCAAGGAAUUCAGCGAGACUCAAUACGCCCUUACUCUCCUGGGCGUCGGUUCAAAAGAGCAAAGUCUCAUUCUUCGCGUCCUCGCCGCCAUCCUUCACAUUGGCAACAUCGAGAUGACAGAGUCAGGCAACGACUCCGCCUCUCUCGAUCCAGCUGAGAAAUCUCUCGGAAUCGUUUGCACGCUCAUGGGCGUCGAAAGCUCGCAGCUCUGCCAGUGGCUUAUUCACAGACGAAUUCAAACUGUCACCGAUGUUUUUGAUAAACCAUUACGGCUAGAAGAAGCCAUCAGCGCUCGAGACUCCCUCGCAAAGUUCAUUUACGCGAAGUUAUUCGAAAUGAUCGUGGGUCAAGUCAAUGAAGCGCUGAAAACCAAGUCGAAAUCAGCGAAUUCUAUCGGCGUUUUGGAUAUUUACGGAGACAGUGCGGCUUUCUGCAGCUGGAUUCCCGGAAGAUGGACGUACAAAGACUUCCGUACUCGCUACCGCGUUCUUCUUCGAGGAAAAGAGCCGAAAAUGGAGCCGAGAAAAGCGUGCGAAGCGAUGCUUACCCGACUUAUUCCCGAUGAAGAUAAAUACGCUUUCGGGAAGACGAAGAUCUUCUUCAGAGCCGGUCAGGUCGCGCUGAUGGAAAAAUGGAGAAUUGACAGGUUGAAUCACUCGGCAGCGAUCAUCCAGAAGUUCAUCAAGAUGUUCAUUUACCGACGACAGUACCUGAAAAAACGAGCAAUUGCGAUCAAGCUUCAAACUGCAGCCCGAGCUUUCCUCGCUCGAAAACAGCUUCAAGAGCUGAGGGAACAGGCUGCUGCGACGAAGAUUCAGAGCUGGUGGAUGAUGACCAAGGCGAGGAUCAUGUACGAAAAGCUGAGAAGAGGCACGGUUUAUGUCCAGAGCUUAGUCAGGAAGAAGUUCGCAAUGCAGGCCGCUUUUGGUCUCAAGCGAGAGCAAGCUGCUACGCUGAUUCAGUCGGUUUGGCGAAUGUAUCAGGCCAGGAAACUAUUUGUACUGAAUAUCAGAAGAAUCGUCCGAAUCCAGUGCUUGUGGCGUGUUAAAGUAGCCCGUCGACGAUACAGGAUUCUCAGAGCAGAAGCACGUGAUGUCAACAAGAUGAAAUCGCUCAAUAAAGGUCUUGAAAAUAAAAUCAUGGAACUCAAGCGAAAAAGCGACGACAAAGCGGCAAAGAUUAAGGAGCUAGAAGAAAAACUCGCUAAAGCUGACAAGAGCAGCGAGCUCAGUGAUGAAAAGGCGGCGGAAAUCGUGGCCCAGCUUGGUCAAGUGUCGAAUCAGAGAGACGAUCUGGUCAAGGAGUCGGCGGAAAAGGACGUUAGAAUUCAGGAACUAGAGGCGCUACUCGAAGAGGCGAAUCGACAAACGAUGGCUGCUAAAAAUCAAUUAGAACAGACGCAGAAAGUCAAGAUUGAACUUGAAGCGGAAAGUGAUCAGUUGCGACAAAGAGCGAAAACUUUGGACGAUGAUCUUUUGCGACUGCGGUCUGAGAGCGAGAUAAAGGUCAAUGAGUACAGGCGCCAAGCAAGUCAAGGAACAAGUGAUGGUGCGGCCGAACUGCUCUCUUCUCAACUGAUGGAGAAGGAGCAAGAGUUGAAUACGCUUAAUCAAAGGUAUGCAAACCUGAACGAUGAGCUCCAAAUCACUCGAAAUCGACAGGCCGACCAAAUGGUCGAGGUGACCGCAAAGUACGACACUCUUCAAGUCGAACUCGCCCACGUCAAGGCUGAAAACGAAAAGCUCAAUGGCGAGCUGACAGCUUUGACCGACGCUGCUCAGGAAGGCGGAGGCGCUGAUGUCGUGAUGAUCAGAAAGAACGAGUUGUUAAUGAAGGACUUGGAAUCGAUGAAAGAAGCGCAGUUGGCAGAGCAGCAAAAACAAGCGGAGAGAAAGUCAAGGAUGCGCUCGACGGAGAUGAAUACGGACGAAAUCGACAUGACUCUCCUUGAAACGCUGAAAGCUGAAAUGAUGAACAAGCAACUUGAUCUCGAUGAAACGAAAGAAAAGCUCUACGGCCAGGAAAUGGGCUCGUCAGAGCAGGUUUCAAGCCUAAUGGGAGAAAUCUCUCGGUUGACGAACACGAAUGAGCGGUUGGAGAAACUAUGCAGAAAGUUAAACAAAAAACUCAGAAGCGCGGAGAAGAAGGCAAAUGAAUUCGCCACGCAAGCUGGUCAUAGUGGAAGCCCGCUCUUUCCGUCAUCUCCUAGUGUCAGGUCCUUUGACGAUAGUCAGGAUCAAGAUGAUAUUUCAGUAUCGGAUUAUGAUACUAGGAAUUCUGCCUCACCAAGUGCUCCUCAAACCAGCGCUAGAAGUUGGUUCGGCUUGGGCGGCUCCAAAAGCGCAAUAUCAACAAAAGUGGAAAUCGACCGACAACCAAAGAAAGCCUCGGACGGAAUCCUCGUCUUCCAAGCUCGCGAUCUCGGUUCCGUUGUCAAUGCCAUUCUCGAAAGUGGCAACAAAAUCGGCUCUCCUCGAUGCGGCGCAGCUUUUCUCCUCUUCAUGGCGCUUCGACACACUGAUGCAAGUAACGACGAUGCGAUGCUGAAAGAGUUGUUGAUCGCGAUCAUCAACGGCCUAAAACGAAUGGGAAAACGACACAACCGAAGCUUACCAGGAAUCGCCCAGUGGACGUGUGUCGCCAUACGCUUUACUCAUUUGAUCUAUCAGUACUCUGGUGAAGCUGACUCGUCUCUAAUGAAUGAUGCACAACAAAACUCACACUGCCUUAAAAACUUCGACAUCAACGAAUUCCGCGGUUUCUUCUCCGAAACAGCAACAACCUUGUACAAAAACACGAUUUCUCUUCUUCAAGAAAAGCUCAAACCUCUUGUCGUCUCUGCCAUGCUCGAUCACGAUUCCCUCCACGGGAGUGACUCUGGCAAGUCCAUCGAGUACAAUUAUUUGUCACCCUUCGCCGUCCAGCGAACUGGGCAUACGCCGCUCCCCAGGCCGAGCUACUCCAUUUCAGACCUCAUCCGCGAACUGGGUACUUCCUUAGACCUCAUUGCCUCCUUUGGUGCUGACGAUGUUGUCAUCAAACAGAUUUGUCGACAGCUUAUUUAUUAUAUUGUCUCUAUUGCUCUUAAUCAAUUAUGUGCUCGAAGAGAUUUAUGCAACUGGACAAAAGCGAUGCAAUUGCGCUACAAUGUCUCGCAGAUUGAAGAGUAUCUCUCAAGAAGGGAAAUGAGGGACAAGCACAUGCUCAAGGAGCUCUCCCCUCUUGUCCAGGCUUCUCAACUGAUGCAGGUGAAAAAGCAGGACGAAAAAGAUGCUGACAACCUUUUGGCUAUGUGCGAAAGUCUCACUGGAGCACAGGUCCUCAAGCUUCUGCAGCUGAUAACUCCUGUUCACGAGUACGAAGAGCGUGUACCAUCAAAGUUUCUAGCCAUAAUCAAGGCGAAAAUCGCUAAAAACCCCGGCGUCAUCCAGCGCGACCUCAAUUACGUGGCCCAGCCCGAGUUCCCAUACGUUCCAAGUUCUGUCAAACUAAACGAAAUCGACGUUCCUUCCGAAAUCCGCAAACAUACGCAACUUGUAUAA
Messenger RNA from Oikopleura dioica, 4284 nucleotides. Lineage: Eukaryota; Metazoa; Chordata; Appendicularia; Copelata; Oikopleuridae. The record is from the annotation of a GenBank genome assembly.